This is a messenger RNA of Xyrauchen texanus (razorback sucker), 4755 nucleotides long. Its product is annotated as NLR family CARD domain-containing protein 3-like. The coding region runs from base 1245 to 4355 and encodes 1036 amino acids. NCBI's taxonomy places the organism in Eukaryota, Metazoa, Chordata, Actinopteri, Cypriniformes, Catostomidae. The record is from RefSeq and is a predicted model, not a curated record. The transcript is spliced from 8 exons. Gene Ontology annotation, molecular function: protein binding.
CACUUGAUAUGUAUAUCAAAUAUGUUGCAAGUAUUCACUACUAGAGUCGAUAAUUCAUGAUGCCAUGUGAGGAUUUUGCCUGACAGGCGAUUUAAUAGACAUGUUUGUCUUGAGACCCCUCACAGAGUUGUCAUAUGAAUUUAUUUUCAGUUUUCAACAGUCAGAAUUUGGAUGAAUGAUGCAGUAGACCUUAGUCACUCUAGCGCCAUCUGGGUCAUUCCUAGCAUUCGGUGCCAUUUGAGUCCCCAUGACAUUAUUUUGUGUAAAAAUGGGCUAAUACUUGUUUCUAAAUGCUCAUCUUACAUAGUUAGUCCCCCUCUACCAUAGAACACAAUAAUAUGUACCCAGGAUUAAUUAAUUAAAAAUAAUUACUCUGAUUUUGUCCCCAAGGAAGCUUGCAAAAUAUAUAUUUUGUUAUUAAUAAAUUUUUAAUGCUUAAAGUCUAAAAUAUUUUGUGUCCCUGAAUUGGAUGUCCCCCCUGGAAAGUCCCUCUGAACAUGCCCCUUCUUGACUGUUCCUCUAAUCACAUGACUCUCUGGAAGUAGAAUACUUUUUGGCAGCAAACUAUCUCCAAGAAGCUGGGUGGACAUUUGGCCUUUGCAUAUGUGAAGAAUUUGGUCAAAAUGAUUAAAGAAUAAUAUCCUGAGCUGGACCAAUAUAUUUGUCUUGUAGUGUAAAAAGCCCUUCUUCAGAUAAAAUGAUUAAAUCACGGAAAUAUAAACUUUAUUUUGAUAGAAAGUUACCAAGCUGAAAUGGCACAGAAUAUAUUUUUAUUAGGAAUGAAAACGAGGCUGUGACAGUCUCUUCAAUGGACUUUACUGCAGUUUAAAGUGUUUUAAAUCAUUCUGCAGACAAAACAUUGAUAAAUUUGUGUCCAAGAACAUUCAGUAUACAAAGAACUCCAGACUACAUGAGUUGUGGGAAAAUCAGAUGUGAUCUAGGAGCUCUUCGUGAUCGCUUGUUUUACCACUACUACACAAAUACAGCUAGGAAAUGGCUUUAAACGGCUUUAUACAAACAACUUCAGCAUUACGGCAUAUCACUGAGACACACCACGGGCUGAUUAAUUACACAAUGGAUGCUGUUUAAAAUGGUGGAGGCCAUUGCGGUUUCUAUAGUGAUCGACUCUUGUGCACCGGCUACCACGAAAUAGGGAGAAAUACCCCCGCUUGGACGCUAUUUGUACAGCUGAGAACGCUCAUCUUCAGAAAGCUGACAGCAUCUCUGCUUGGAAGUGGCAACAGAUGAACAGACACAGCUGGCGUGCCAUGGACAACGAGGAGGGGGGCGUUGACAGAAAAAUAAUUCUGUAUAAGGGGACAAAUAUGGAGGACUCUUUUCCACCCCAGAGAGCAGGAUCUCCAGAACCCAGCUGUGUAUCUAUGAAGAGUAACAGCUCUAUGAUAAAACCUCCUGUCUUUAGUGAUGAAACAGUGACCUCUAACCUUAGAGUGCAGACACUGAGAGCAGCAUCUCCAGAUCCAAGCUAUGUGUCUAUGAAGAGUAACAGUUCUAUGAUUAAACCUCCUGUCUUCAGUGAUGAAACGGUGACCUCUGACAUCUGGGAAGAGGAGACUGGAGACCAGCAGAAUGAUUCUCACCAGCGAGUAAAUGAUGUCCUUCAGAGAGUCAAAGACACUCACAAAACCAGUAUGAAGAAGAAGUAUGAGAGCCUAUAUGAGGGAAUCAAACUACAAGAAAAUCAAACCCUCCUGAACAGUAUUUACACACAGCUGUACAUCAUAGAGGGAGAGAGUGAAGGGGUGAAUCAAGAACAUGAGGUUUUACAGAUGGAGAAAACACCAAGGGCACAACCCUUACAAGACACUCAAAUCCACUGUAAUUGCAUUUUUGAUCCCUUACCUGAACCAGGGUGUAAGGAGGAGAGAAAAGGUAAAAUAAAGACUGUUCUUACUAAAGGCAUUGCUGGAAUUGGGAAAACAGUCUCUGUGCAGAAGUUCAUUCUGGACUGGGCUGAAGGAGAAGCCAAUCAGGAUGUAAAUUUCAUGUUUGUGCUUACAUUUCGUGAGCUGAACUUGAUUAAAGAUGAGCAGUACUGUCUUCACAAACUUCUUAUUGACUUUCAUCCUGAACUUCAAGGUCUGGACUCAAAUUUAUUUGAUGAGUAUAAAGUUGUGUUCAUCUUUGAUGGUCUGGAUGAAAGCAAAAUUAAACUGCAGUUUUCAGACUGUGACAGAGUUUCUGAUGUGACUGAGACUUCAUCAGUGGGUGUGUUGUUGACAAACCUCUUCAAAGGAGAGCUGCUUCCCUCUUCUCUUAUCUGGAUCACCUCCAGACCAGCAGCGGCCAAUCAGAUCCCUUCUGAAUACAUCAACCGUCUGACAGAAAUCCAGGGAUUCACUGACCCUCAGAAGGAGGAAUAUUUCAGGAAGAGAAUUAGUGAUGAGCAUCAAGCUAGCAGAAUCAUCUCACACAUCAGAAGUGCAAGAAGCCUUCACAUCAUGUGCCACAUACCAGUCUUCUGUUGGAUCUCAGCCACUGUGCUUCAAAACAUCCUGAAACUAGAUGGCAAUACAGAAAUCCCUAAAACUCUGACUGAAAUGUACAUACACUUCCUUAUUAUUCAGACAAAUAUGAGAAAUCAGAAGUAUGAUGAGACAGAAGAGAGAGAUUCAAAGAAACUCCUGCAGUCAAACAAAGAAAUUAUUCUAAAACUGGCUGAACUUGCUUUCAAUCAGCUGCUCAGAGGAAAUAUCAUGUUCUAUGAGGAGGACCUGAGAGAGAGCGGCAUAGACAUCAAUGAGGCCUCAGUGUAUUCUGGCAUUUGCACUGAGAUCUUUAAGGAGGAAUCUGUGAUUUAUCAGAGAAAAGUCUACUGCUUCUUACAUCUGACCUUUCAGGAGUUUCUUGCUGCCUUUUAUGUCUUUUACUGCUAUGUACAUAAUACUUCUGAGACCUUGAAAGUUUUCGAUUUGCUUCAUAAUUUGCACAAAGGAGUACUGGAUAAAGCCCUUAAGAAUGAGAAUGGACGGAUGGAUCUUUUCCUCCGAUUCCUGCUGGGUAUCUCACUGGAGACCAAUCAGAUACUCCUACAGGGUCUACUGACUCACACAGAGGACAGCUCGGAGAGCAUUAAGGAAACUAUAAAGUACAUUAAAAACAUAAUCAAAAAGUGGAAAAACACUUUCUCCUCCGAAAGAUCCAUCAAUCUGUUCCUCUGUCUGCUUGAAAUGAAUGAUCAGACUCUGUAUAGAGAGAUUCAGGAGUUUCUGAAAUCAGAGAAACACUCCGAGAAUAAACUCUCUCCUGCACAGUGUUCUACAGUAUCCUACAUACUUCAGAUAUCAGAUGAGGCGCUGGAUGAGCUGGAUCUUAAAAAAUACAACACAUCAGAGGAGGGUAGAAGGAGACUGUUACCAGCUGUGAUGAACUGCAAAAAAGCUCUUCUUGCUGACUGCAAUGUCACUGAUCAGUCCUGUGAAAUUGUGGCCUCUGCUCUAAAAUCCUUAAACUCCCCCAUGAGAGAGCUGGACCUGAGUAACAAUGACCUGCAGGAUUCAGGAGUGAAGCUGCUCUCAACUGGACUAAAGAGUUCAAACUGUAAACUGGAGAUACUGAGAUUAUCUGGCUGUAUGGUGACAGAGGAAGGCUGUUCUUAUCUGGCUUCAGCUCUGAGAUCAAACCCUUUACAUCUGAUAGAGCUGGAUCUGAGCUACAAUCAUCCAGGUGACUCUGGAGUGAAGCUGCUCUCUGCUCUAAAGGAGGAUCCACUCUAUAAACUGGAGAUACUCAAUUUGGAUCAUGGUGAACAUUUCAGAAUCCGACCAGGACUCCAAAAAUAUGCCUGUGAUCUCACACUGGAUCCAAACACAGCAAACAAUCAUCUCUCUCUGUCUGAGGGGAACAAAAAGGUGACGCGUGUGGAAGAGGAGCUGCCUUAUCCCGAUCACCCAGAGAGAUUUGACUGCUUUGAACAAGUUCUCUGUAGGGAGAGAAUGUCUGGACGCUUUUACUGGGAGGCUGAAUGGAAUGAGAGGGGCGCUGGUUUAUCAGUUACAUAUAAAGGAAUCAGGCGAACAGGAAGUGACUGUAGGUUUGGCCUCAAUGAAAUGUCCUGGAGUCUCAUCUGCUUUGAUAACAAAUACUCUACCUGGCACAGUAAUAAGAGAACAAAUAUAACCACCCCUUCGCCCUCUUCUAACAGAGUAGGUGUGUAUUUGGAUUGGACAGCGGGCAUGCUAUCCUUCUACAGUGUCUCUGACUCACACAUGCUCAUUCACUUAGACACUUUCCACACCACAUUCUCUGAGCCCCUCUAUGCUGGAUUUAGGCUUUAUCCUGACACUUCACUUUUUCUAUGUCAGACUGAAGAGCAUAACGAUGGCAAAACAUAACAGAGAUGGCAAAAUGACCAAAAAAGCCAAUUUUCUCACUGUUACAUCCUUAAAUGUGAUUAAUGUAUUUAUUGUAUUUAUUAAUAUUAAUGUACUCUAUUUAUUAGUCUUAUAUGCUGUAUGUUUGCUAUUUGUGUCAGUGUGUAUCUGGGUGUGUUGUUUGUUUUCUUGUCUUCUGUUCCCAUUCUGACCAGUUGGCUGUCUUCUCCACAUUUGCUCCAUCAGAUGCUUGUGUCUUAUAUAACCUUGUCAAUGUAUUCAUGAUAUACAUUUUAUUUCUUAGACUUUGCUCAACUGAAAAUGCUCACUGAAUACUUAUUUCAAUUUUCUCCCCCUAUGGGAGUCUAUGGCAGCCAUUUUAAAGGGGAUAGUUCACCCAAAAAUAAAAAUGUUCUUUGCC